Molecule: messenger RNA, 2610 nt
Organism: Entamoeba invadens IP1
Lineage: Eukaryota; Evosea; Mastigamoebida; Endamoebidae
Exons: 1
Coding region: 1-2610 (869 amino acids)
Source: RefSeq, a predicted model, not a curated record
AUGAGAAAGAGAAGCAUUCAAGACUGUAUUAAUUCGCCGGCUUAUAUGUCUCUCGAAACUACAGACGCUCGGUUGGAGUACCUGAGAAACAAUGGAUGCAGUGAAACAGAAAUAAAUUUCUGUGUUCCAGUGCCAUCUCCGUUUGCUAGUAUAAAGGACUAUGAAACACACAAAAGGGAGACAAAAAAUAAAAUCGACUUCGUCAUUAAACAAAAGGUGACAAGCAAAAAUGUCCAAGUCACAAAAGAAUUGUUGAGUUAUAUAUGUUUUGUCAAUAAGGUAUCAUUUGAAGACGUUGAAAAGCAAUGCAAAUUUGUUUCAAUUAAAAGUAAUUUGGUGUUACCAGAUGGACCAUUUUUAUGUGAUGAUAACCCAAAUAACAACACGCUUUAUCUCGAGCAAAUUGGCCCUCAGUUUGUAUGUGGCGCUCAAUUUGAAAUUUUGCAUUCCACUCAAAAGUUUACGCUUAACUCUGGUUCUAUUCCUCCAUUAGCUCUCAUACUCUCACAAGGAGAUUAUAAAGUGAUUGACAGUGUAGUGCUAGUAAAAGAACAAAACAACUUACUAAUUUUUGAUAUUGAUUUAGAAAAAUGGUUGUUUGAGAUAUUAACUAAUUACUUGAAAGAUACAGACGAACCAACCACACUAGUUCUGCCACAGAGCCUAUCUAAAUUCAUUCAUUUUUCAAUCCCGAAAAUCACUUUCCAUAUUUUGACAAACGAAUCAACUCAUCUUUCUCAAGUUGUCAAAAACUCGGUUCUUGAAGUCAGACCGAAAAGUGUGACUUUCCAAAUAGUUGACACUGUGUUAAAGCUGUGUUCAGAAUACCUCUCUGUCGGAAUGUGCAAAAAUCUCGAAAGUGAAGACUUGACGCCCGAAGAUUUGUUUAUUCUAUUUAAAGAACAAUUAUCAAUUCCUCAACGCACUGUUCUUAAUUAUGCACUUUCCAAAUCACCUAAAUAUCCCGAAAACUCACUGAAAAUCUACCUCACUCCAAUUCCAAAACCCAAACGCGAUGAGAUGAAAAAAAUUUGCAAAUCGCCCCAAUUUGAAAACAUGGAAAAUGUGUUCAAAAUGUUUUUCGUUCUCAAAAAGAAAUUUCCUGAAUUUGAAGACAAGGUAAUACUCAACACCCUUUUCCACAAAUACCCAAAGUCACUCCAAACCCAAUUUCUUCCAAUCUCAAAGUCAUCUUGUCUUUUCGAAAGAGAACUCUUCACAAAAAUCAUCGAAGAACUCACAAAUUCGUUAAAACAAGGACUUGUCGUGAUACCAGAAAAUGUUAGCGAGUUCACUCCUGAAUCAAUCGACUCUUUACUUUUUUAUGAAGAGAUGAAAAAUUGCGUUUUCGAGGAAGGAAACGCGAAGAAGACAAGCGAAACGAUUAGAGAGGUGGGACAGAGUAACUUGGAGUGGGUCGAGUUUGUCAAAGAAAAGUUAGUGGGUGUGGCUAAACAACGAGUGUUUGCGCUAUGUAAUUCUCGACAACUGUUUAACGCGUCGUUCCCAUUUCAGUGUCUCAGAGAGAACAGUUGUGAACCAACCAAUUUCUUACACUGCGACGAUAAAUACAACUCUUUGGUAUUGACUAGUAUGGACGGGAAUGUGAAUGUCUUUACUUAUUAUCCAAAAGUGUUUGACGCAAGUAAAGAGAAGUACUUUAAUAUGAGCAGGUGUGUGAACGAUCAAAACAUAAAUUUUGUAGUAUUACUUGGAGGGAAGAGAAAUACUAUAAGCACUUCAAAGUUGAUGGCAAUAACACAGAUGGUGAGCACGUUGGCUGAGAAUAAAGAUGAUAACGACAACAAAGCAAUUCUAUUUGUCGACGAAAUAUGGAAGAGCGUUAUUAAAAAAGAGAAGUACAAAGAGACAAACAACGUUGAGAUCAUUUUCAUUCCUCAAAAUUUGGAGUUUUUCGCAAAUCCAGCAACAACAUUGAUUGGCCAAUUUCUCCAUUUCGAGUUUUUCACUGAAAAGAUUGGUACUGAAGAACUUAUUAUCAAUGACACGUUGUUUCUUGACAAAUUGGUUACAUUCCUGACAACAAACAAAACGUGUGUGGUUGACUCUUUUGAGCAGUGCGGCUUUUGUAAUAUUGAUAAAGUUGUUUUUGAUGUCAAAAAGAUUGAAAAUCAAAUUUCUCGUCUGUGUCAAACUAAACAACUGAAUUUCAAAGAGGAGAGUGUGACAAUUGACAUUGAGAAAAUUGAAAUAUUGUUUAAAGAAGCUGUUUUAUCUGAAAUUGAAAAAUAUGAACAGACAACAGAAGGCGAAAAAACAGUCAAUUCUGAAAAAUGGGUCGAGGCAUUAGUAGCGAAAUACCCCACUUUGGAAUACUCAAAUUUGCUCCAAAUUGUUGAACAACAAACUGCGACAAAAGUCCCACAGAAAAUAGAAGAAGAUAGCAUCAGCGAUGUUGAAGAGCUUUCUGCUAUUAAUGUUGUUCCACAACCAAGCAACAGCACAAUAUGUGUGAACCGAUACUCACACAGCGAAACAAUUCAAUACAUCAAGCAUGAACCAAUUGUUCUCGAUUACACUUUGUGUGUGUCAAGUUUAUAUUUUCAAGAAUCUUUGAAAGAGUGGGAUUGCCAAAAUCAGUUUCUAUAA